This is a messenger RNA of Drosophila bipectinata, 801 nucleotides long. RefSeq lists its product as uncharacterized. The record is from RefSeq and is a predicted model, not a curated record. NCBI's taxonomy places the organism in Eukaryota, Metazoa, Arthropoda, Insecta, Diptera, Drosophilidae.
UGUGCUUAGCAAGAGUUAAAAUAUUUGUCAAUACCUUGUUCUGUUUAUAUUCAUUCCAAAUUUAAAAGUUAUACACUUCAUACUAUCAUAAAAACCCAACAAUAGUAUGUAAAGGUUAGCCCAACAGGAUCAGCAGUUGGAAAUCACCAAAAUGGGAUCCAAGCCGGACCCUCUUCCCAUUUUUAUCUUUGACGUAAUUAUUACGAAACUAGAGGCCAAUGACAUCCAGUUGACCACCCCAUCGAAGCUAGAAGUGCUUGGAAACUUCUUUAAGACACCAUUUGAAAUGGCACCUUCGCAGAUCAAUGUCACCGACUUCCAAAGCGGUUACAGCUUGGAGUUUCAAAACGAACCAAAGGAGAUCCGCAAGAAUGUGGCAACUAGUGGCAUAUCUUUUAAGAUAUCAUAUAACAAAAAGGGGAUUGGCAGUAGCCAGGCUUACUUUCCACAACAUUUACUGGAUACUUUAGACCGUGAUAUGUCGGAUAUUAUACAUUCGGAUAGGGUUAAUAUUACUCGAGGCGACGAAGUAACAGGGAAACUAGAGUUCCUUGCUCGUCUGGUCAUAAAAUGCGUGGGAGAGCCCGAACCAGAUUGCUUUCCAAAUAUGGGAAGCACAAUUGCUCCCCAGGAUAUCAUGUUUUUGAUAGGACACCAAGAUCUUUGUCCAAUUCCCUGUGAACGUUGCUCGGAUGUUAUUGAAGACGAAGCGGGUGACGAACGCCUUCGGCUGGACCUGUCGCGAUAUAAAAGUCGUCUGCCCAAGACGCCCAGAAAAAAAUUUUAAAAACAUUGGGGCGA